CGCAACACUGUAACCUUCUAUAAGAGCGCGCGGACGUCAAAACAUGUCGACCAGUGGCGCUCUCGGCAACUGCUACGCCGACCCCGUCAUCGGGCACGAGGCGGAGGACGUGUACGGCGCGCGCUUCAUCCAGGCUCCGCACACGGUGACCUCGAGGCCGCCGCCGCCGCCGCCGCCGUCAGGUGCGGGGGGCGCGAGCGGCAACGCGGACUUCUCCUCGUGCAAUUUCGCCCCCAAGUCCGCCGUCUACCCGUCGUCCUGGUCCUCGGUUCACCCGCAGUCCGCCGCCGCGCUGCCGGGGCUCUAUCAUCCGUACGUGCACCACCACCACCACCACCACCACCACCAGCCCCACCUCUCCGCCGCCGACGGCCGAUACGUCCGCUCGUGGAUCGAGCCCAUAUCCAACCACGUUCCGCUCUCCGGCUUCCCCGCGCCCGGCGGCCGGACCGCCAAGCCCGAGGCUCCGGCUCCGGCUCCGGCUCCGGCUCUGCUGGCGCCGAAGGGCGCCGAGUGCGACGCCGCCGCCGCCUUCGACGCCGAGUCGCGGUCGGCGGCCGGCGAGUUCGCCUGCGGGCUCCACGGGUGCGCCGAGAAGGCGGCCAAAGAGCACAGCGGCAGGACGGCCGGCGCGCCGAGCCGGGCCGAGCCCAAAGAGGAGAAACAACAACAACUUGACCCAAACAACCCGGCGGCCAACUGGAUUCACGCGCGCUCGACGAGGAAGAAGCGGUGCCCCUACACCAAAUACCAGACCCUGGAGCUGGAGAAGGAGUUCCUCUACAACAUGUACCUGACCCGGGACCGCCGCUACGAGGUGGCCCGCAUCCUCAGCCUGACCGAGAGGCAGGUGAAGAUCUGGUUCCAGAACCGGAGGAUGAAGAUGAAGAAGAUGAACAGAGAGAAGAGCGGCAAGGAGCAUCUAUAGACCCGAACCCACCCAUCCCCACCCCAUCCCCACCCCCCGCUCCGGGUCGGCUCAAGCGGUCGGACACAUGUGAUGUUUUGCAAGAAAAUCACGACUAGAACCCCGCUCGGGCUCCUGCAGGUUUGAGCCUGAGAUCCGGAUCAGCGGGCAGGACUCGGAAUCAACCCCCUCUCCCCCCCCCCCCACGUCUCGCUCUCCUUUUUUCCGCCAGCAGCGAAAAAACAAAACAAAACAAAAAAAAGAAACAAAAUGUACAGGAAUUUCUAGACUGCCAAACUAUAUCUGCUUUUAUUUUAUUUUCAUUUUAUUUUAUUUACACGGAGGGGAAGAAAAAAGAAGCAGCCUCGAACUAUCCGGCUCGGAUUGGUUUUUGUUGUGUUUUGGUUUUAUUUUAUUGUCUUCGUUGCAUCCGAGGGAAUUUCGAGAAUCCUCGCAGAUACCCGCGCUGAGGAGCCGCCGCUGGACUAGCGCUGCUUCCGCCCGCCCGCCCGCCGCUCUUUA
Messenger RNA from Lampris incognitus (smalleye Pacific opah), 1429 nucleotides. RefSeq names its product homeobox D9a (gene hoxd9a). Gene Ontology annotation, molecular function: DNA-binding transcription factor activity, RNA polymerase II-specific; RNA polymerase II cis-regulatory region sequence-specific DNA binding. Gene Ontology annotation, biological process: regulation of transcription by RNA polymerase II; anterior/posterior pattern specification; proximal/distal pattern formation. Bases 44 to 928 code for a protein of 294 amino acids. The record is from RefSeq and is a predicted model, not a curated record. Lineage: Eukaryota; Metazoa; Chordata; Actinopteri; Lampriformes; Lampridae. Gene Ontology annotation, cellular component: nucleus. The transcript has 2 exons.